CAGCGAAGCCGGACCAGGAUGCUGCUGUGGUCUCAAGGUGUUUGCUUGGUUUGAAAGUAAGACGAUGAGUCACUGAAACCAAGCAUACGAGCUACUUAUGUGUCACUGUACUAAUGUACCUUGGCACCUUCCCAUGCCUUCUGGCAGCACGUGACAUAAGCUGGGCGCUCGGGCCAGCUACCAGCUACCCCGCAUAUAUUCAUUCCUGCCCUGAUGAGACUUGAAGUCCAGGGGAGAGUCUUGCAUCGAAAUCUCGUGCAUAUCGACAAUGGCCGCUCCGGAGUUUUGAGCCGAUAUUCAGAACGAAUAUGUCUGGGGAUGCAGACCCACCACUGAGGAUCCUCUCUCUUGAUGGGGGAGGAAUCCGCGGCAAAUCUAGUCUCUUGAUUCUGGAGACAAUUAUGGAACAGAUCCGCGAAUCUCAAGGUCUCGAUGAAGUUCCCAGACCAUGCGACUGGUUUGAUAUAAUCGGGGGCACCAGCACCGGCGGGAUCAUCGCGGUCAUGCUCGGGAGAUUAGGCAUGACCGUGGAUCAGUGUAUACAAGCAUAUGACAAAGUUGGACGGACUGCUUUCACACCGAAACGGGGAGGACUUUCUUUUGCCCCACCCCAAGGUGCCUAUUCCGCUAAAGCUCUUGAAGGUGCUAUCAAAGAAGUAGUCCGGGAGUAUUGCGUGGAGUCUUCGUGUAUCGACCAACGGAGUCGAGGUCAGUCAACAGUCACGACUUGCCAGCACGGCGACGCAACGUUCCGCGAUCAAUCAUGCACGAAGACUGUUGUUCUAGCCAUAACAAAAGAUAAUGUCGAUGCGCCGCCUACGCUCUUCACUACCUACGACACAACAGCUGCCUUUAAAGACUGUACUAUCUGGGAAAUCGCCCGCGCGACGUCCGCUGCGACAACCUUCUUUAAGCCUAUCAAUCUCGGUCGGGAUAAAAUUGAGUUCAUCGAUGCAGGUUUUGGCUAUAACAAUCCGUGCGAGGUUCUUAUCGACGAGGCACGACGCCAAUAUCCCACACGCCGUCGUCUACAGGUCCUGAGUGUUGGCACCGGUCUUGGGGACGUUGUUACGAUCAAAGAUUCAAGAGUGUCCAUCCUCAAAGCCUUGAAGAACAUGGCAACAACAUCGAAAAAGGUGGCAACAAAUCUCGAUAAUCGCUACGGUGAUAGCGGCUGCUAUUAUCGGUUCAACGUCGAGCGCGGCUUGGAAGAUAUCACACUGGCGGAUUGGCAAAAAACAAGCCAGAUCUCUGCGCAUACGAGCAACUACUUGAUGGAGAACAGAAGGCGAAUCCAGAAAUUUGUGGAUGGUUUUAUUGCCAGACCUAUAAGGCUGGUAGAACCUGUGGCUGAACUUGAUGGGCUGCCCAAGCGUCAGUGAGAGAACCAUUUGAUCGUCCGUCAACUGAUAAUUCAUUCGCUAUAGGGCGUAUCUCGCCACGGCCGUUUCAAGCCAACGGACAGGUGGGACAGGCAGUCGAACUGCUAGAGCACGUUGUAAAGAUCCAGUCGACGACACUGGCAAAAGAUCACCCUGAUCGACUGGCAUGUCAACAGGCGUUGGCAACAACAUAUCAAGCCAACGGACAGGUGGGAAAGGCGAUCGAACUGCUAGAGCAUGUGGUAGAGAUCCGGUUGACGACACUGGCGGAGGAUCACCCUGAUCGACUGGGAUCUCAGCAGGCGUUGGCAAUGGCAUAUCAGGCCAACGGACAGGAGAGAAAGGCAAUCGAACUGCUGGAGCAUGU
This is a messenger RNA of Truncatella angustata, 1749 nucleotides long. Its product is annotated as acyl transferase/acyl hydrolase/lysophospholipase. Gene Ontology annotation, biological process: arachidonate metabolic process. The transcript is spliced from 4 exons. Gene Ontology annotation, cellular component: membrane. NCBI's taxonomy places the organism in Eukaryota, Fungi, Ascomycota, Sordariomycetes, Amphisphaeriales, Sporocadaceae. The coding region runs from base 309 to 1382 and encodes 357 amino acids. The record is from RefSeq and is a predicted model, not a curated record.